Molecule: messenger RNA, 2066 nt
Organism: Ostrea edulis (European flat oyster)
Lineage: Eukaryota; Metazoa; Mollusca; Bivalvia; Ostreida; Ostreidae
Product: transcription factor LBX1-like
Exons: 2
Coding region: 558-1433 (291 amino acids)
Biological process (GO): regulation of DNA-templated transcription
Molecular function (GO): DNA binding; DNA-binding transcription factor activity, RNA polymerase II-specific
Source: RefSeq, a predicted model, not a curated record
AAGAGUUACUUACUGUCUCAUUCAUAAACGACCUUUUUACGAAAGUGCAUGCAGAAUAUAAAAUACCAAAAUAUACAAAUAUUGAACAGCGAAAAUUGUGCUUCCAGAGGACAGUGUUUCACGACAGAGCAAUUCUUUGAGGGAAAAUUUUUGUAAUGUUGAGAAACUUUCCUGGAUUGUUUCCGAAAAAAUAGAUCUUUAAAAAUUGAUAUAAGUAUUGUUAUGGCUGGGAGAUGUUUGUUAUAGUGACACGGUAUAUGAUGUUUUCACGCCUCCGUGUGUUAGAAGUUACCUUUUGGGUGUAGAAACAGCAGACGACACGCUCCAGCGGCCUGUCAGUCAAAUGCUCGUCAGCGCGUGAGCCUCGACUUGGGCAGAAACGAUUACCAUUAGGUGAACAGCAUAUACAAAUCUCACCUUAUUAAACGAAAUGAAGAGUCGAUGACAAGCAAUGCAGAUUAAUUAAUGUGUGCAAUUAACGAUUUAUUUCUAAGGACGAGAUACUCCAAAGGACGUAGAAAUCUGUGUAAAAAAAAGAAAACAUUAAAACAAGUCCAAUGAAAAUCAUGUCUGCACCUCCGCGCUUGGAUUCAGCGGAAAGUAUCCGGGACCAGUAUGAAGCCCUACGGAAGCUGGCCAUGGUGCAAGUCGGACCCCCAAGGAAUCCCAACAAACCUUUAACCUCGUUCAGUAUUUCUGAUAUUCUGGGAGGGAAUAACAACAAUGUCAAUCGGCGACAAGUCCAGAGGAACUUAAACAACAACGCUGUGAGAAGCAUAGUGAGGCCCUGGGACUCUCGGUGUAGUCCAGGGAGGGACAGCGAGUGCUCCUCCGACGAAGAGGAGAUCAAUGUAGAGGACGACGAACCGUCCCUACCCCUCUUACAGAACGACUCACCCCUGGACGCCUUGAUGAAGAUGGCCAACAAAACGUUUGAGGGCUUAGAGACAGCGGAAUCGGCCGAAGCAAAACGGAGAGAGCAAGCCGCCCUGUUCGGAAAACACCAACCUCCGAAAAAGCGCCGGAAGUCACGUACAGCGUUCACGAAUCAACAGAUCUAUGAGCUGGAGAAAAGAUUCCUGUAUCAGAAGUACCUCACACCGGCAGACAGGGACGAAAUUGCUCAGAACCUCGGACUUUCUAAUGCCCAAGUGAUCACGUGGUUUCAAAACCGCAGGGCAAAGUUGAAACGCGAUCUCGAAGAGUUAAAAAAUGACGUGACUGCUACACAAAUAUUAAAAUCACCCAGUAGUAAAAGAGACGAUGAUACAUCCGAUAAAUCAUACACCACUGACCCCGAAUCCAGGUCAGCAGAUGAGGACGAAUGCGAACCUUCACCAUCAAAAGUACAGAGGACUUCCGAAAGUGAAACGGAAAAUAACUCGGAAAAGGACGAUUGUUCUGACGUUGAUAUGGAAAUACAUUCACCCUGAUAUCGUAUCGGCCAAAAUGUUCAGUUUUCAAUGAUUAUCCACAUGUCCCAAAAUGUGCCAUAUCAUCCCAGUAUGUUAUCAAGCAACACUUUUGGUAAUGUUAGGAAUAAAUUCCGAAAAAAAGACUGGUACCUGCAUGGAAAAGGUCAUGACCUAUCAGAAAAAAAAGCUUCGGUUUCUUUGGAGAGCGUUGUUCAUUUGACGCUAGUGAUAGUUUUAUAGUGACAAUGUCCAGCGUAUGUCUCGAAGUGAAAGACUAAGAGAACUUAUUUUCACGAAUUACAGCAUAUCAGGCUGUGACGUAACAGUGGCAUCCAUUGAUUUUCUUCAUCUGUUGUUGCAAUAUAGCUCAGAUCGACAGAAAAUGCACGAGCAAAUUAUUCAGUGCAGACAUGCAUUCAAUAUACUGAGAACCGCAGCUAUAUCAAAUGCUCCCAAACAGGUACUUUUUGCAUAUUCUUUAUACCACCUUGAUGGACACGUUGCUAUGGCUACAGUGUAGGUAGAUGAUGUUUAGACCUCCGCUAGAGUAUCGACUCGACACAGGUUUUGCGCCAUUCUGCUAACCAUGUUCUUGAAUUUUUAUUUGUACAUAAGAAAUCAUGGACAUAUUAAAUAUGGAUAUAAAAUUAU